AUGAACCGGGCACUGAAACUACGCAAACAUUAUUUCAAUGGCUAUUAUUAUAUAUUGCCGGAGAUUGGUGACCGAGUGCCUGUAAUCCAGGACAAAUCAAAAUUAUGCUAUAAUAUGGCAUUUGUAAUGGAAAUGUUACGCUUUAGAAAUCCCACUCCUCUGAGCGUAUUUCAUAAAGCACUCGUAGAUUGUAAACUAGGUCCGUUUAACAUACCUAAAAACACCCAGGUCGUACUGCACCAGGCAGGUAUUCUUAUGAAUGAACAGUACUGGUGCGAGCCAAACCAAUUUAAGCCCGAACGAUUUUUGGACAAGCAUGGUCAAUUUCUAGACACAAAACAUUCCGCUUAUAUACCAUUCAGCUGCGGACGCCGUAUUUGCCCCGGCGAACAGUUGGCCAUCACUGACUUAUUUUUGAGCUUAGUUAGGUUUAUACAGUUGACUUCAAGCUAUCGAAUAGAGUUUUACAAUGAACAUGUGAUUUAA
Molecule: messenger RNA, 486 nt
Organism: Medioppia subpectinata
Lineage: Eukaryota; Metazoa; Arthropoda; Arachnida; Sarcoptiformes; Oppiidae
Source: the annotation of a GenBank genome assembly